CCAACCCCGAAAUAAUAAUUACCAAAAAAUCUUCUUCUUCCGCAACAACACCAACACACACACAACAAAUAAAAAAAAAAAAGAAAAAGAAAAAGAAAAGGAGAUUCACAUAUUAUUCUUAGAAGAAGAAUCUAGGCUCUCCCUGAUCCGUAACAGCCGUCGAAUGUUUCCAUCCACGGCUGUUUCCUUCCCAGGUUGUAUUUGGAUGCUGAUGGCAGAAUUGGGUAUGUCUUGAGCAAAGUUUAACUCUUGGUUCUCAAUCACCGGUUGAAUAGUUUCUGUCCAUAUUGGGUUGGGUUGUAUUAUUUCACUUCUGCAAAGAAUCGUAAAUAAAAGUCUAUUGUGAUAGAAUCUUGCUUGGGGGUGUAGAUAUUAUCGCUUUGGUAAACAUGGUGCUGGUGGAGUCAAUUGCGACAACAUCUCUUCUUGGGCACCGACCAUUGUGUGGAAUCAUUUCCAUUAAGGAUGUCUCCUGCAAACAGAAAUCUUCGAGUUACUGCCGGUUUCCAUCCUCAGAAUUUAUUGGUAAAAGGAUUGUUGAGUCUCCUUUGCCAAGAUUGAUAGUUGGAAGGUUAAUUAAUUUGCCAAUUAAGGCUCUUGCAAUGGAGCUGACAAAAGAGGUUCAUGCAUAUAGAGAUGAACAAAGAACACCAAGGAAUUGGAAUUAUCAGAUUGAUACUAGCGUAGGUCAAAAGCCUUGCUCAUGGCCACCAGAGAACAGAGCUGAUAAUGCUUCGUUACACAACCCCUUGCUUCGACAAGAAAGGAUGGGUUGUGGCUGGUUAGGUGCUUUAUUUGAAUGGGAAGGAGUUAUAAUUGAAGAUAAUCCUCAGCUUGAGAAGCAAGCCUGGCUGGCUCUUGCUGAAGAAGAAGGAAAAUCUCCUCCCCCUGCCUUUAUCCUUAGAAGAAUAGAAGGGAUGAAGAAUGAGCAAGCAAUUUCUGAAGUUUUGUGCUGGUCAAGAGACCCAGCACAAUUGAGAAGAAUGGCUGCAAGGAAGGAAGAAAUUUACCAAGCUUUGCAAGGAGGGAUAUAUAGAUUACGUAAUGGUUCCCAAGAGUUGGUAAAUGCCCUGACACGUUACAAGAUACCAAUGGCAUUGGUUUCUACCCGACCAAGAAAAGUUAUUGAGACUGCAAUUCGAGCCACUGGGAUUGAAGGGUUCUUCAGUGUCAUUGUAACAGCAGAGGAUGUUCACCGGGGGAAACCAGAUCCAGAAAUGUUUGUUUAUGCCGCUCAGCUCCUGAAAUUUAUACCUGAGCGCUGCAUUGUGUUUGGGAACUCUAACCAGACAGUUGAAGCUGCCCAUGAUGCGCGGAUGAAGUGUGUAGCUGUUGCUAGCAAGCAUCCAGUGUAUGAGCUUGGGGCUGCAGACUUGGUGGUAAGCCGUUUAAAUAAGCUUUCAAUUGUUGAUCUGAAGAACCUUGCUGAUAUAGAGUCAGCUGAAUUUGGAUCUGGAGAGCCUGAGUUGGAGUUGGAGAUGGAAGAAGAAGAGUAUGGCCCAUCCACCUCACUAGCAGUAGAUGAUAUUUUCUGGUAACCCCAAAGAAAUGUAAAUUCAUAUGAUUCUUGAUGAUAACGGUUCAUAGUGGCCCUGAUGUGUAUAACAGAAGAAAGAUGCAGAAAGAAAAAAAAUAAAUGUAGAAAAAUUACAAAGGUGGUCUGCAUUGGACUGCUAUAACAUUGCAAUGUAUGUAUUAGUUGUGUAAUAUAUAUGCUUUAAAAUUUCACUGUUUUUUUCCGUGAUUCA
Molecule: messenger RNA, 1748 nt
Organism: Theobroma cacao (cacao)
Lineage: Eukaryota; Viridiplantae; Streptophyta; Magnoliopsida; Malvales; Malvaceae
Product: 5-amino-6-(5-phospho-D-ribitylamino)uracil phosphatase, chloroplastic-like
Source: RefSeq, a predicted model, not a curated record